Cheilinus undulatus (humphead wrasse) is the source of this 2314-nucleotide messenger RNA. RefSeq names its product myelin-associated glycoprotein-like. The record is from RefSeq and is a predicted model, not a curated record. The transcript has 7 exons. NCBI's taxonomy places the organism in Eukaryota, Metazoa, Chordata, Actinopteri, Labriformes, Labridae. The coding region runs from base 351 to 1538 and encodes 395 amino acids.
ACGGUUGAUUCAAAUACAGUGUUUUAGUUUCUAAAGGGGAUUUAAAUAUACUUUUUUGAUCAACAAGUUUCUAAUUUCAAAUACAACAAAUGUUCAGACAGAGAAUGAACCUUGUGCUAAAAUGACCACCAGAUGAGAUAAACAUGAGCAGACUGUCAAAGAGUCUUUCUAAAAAACCCCAUCUGUGCCUGUUGUAACUCCAAGUUCACCUUUUUUACUUCCUCUUUUUUGGAUCAGAAAACAUCAUUUCACUCUUUUAUUUUACAUCCAAGGCACUUCACUUCCUUUAAUGGUCACUUCUCUACUGGAAAUACCUGAAACAAAUGUUUUGUCUCCUCUGAACCACAAAGAUGGCUACAGCUCUGGCUCUCUUUCUCUUUGGCUGUUUGCUACAAGGUGCCCUGUGUGGAGAGUUUCAGUCCUUUAUUCCACAAACUAUAGAGGUUCUGAAGGGAUCCUGUGUGACCAUCCCCUGCUCCUUUGACGUAGAGGAUCAAUAUAUAGAAAACUUAGAUAACACAUGUAGAGCAAUAUGGCGGUAUAAGGAGAAUAAUGUUUAUAGUGCAAUGUUUGACAGCAGUAAUCAACAACAAAAUAAAAUAAAAGGAGAACUGAUGGGGGACUUGUUGCAGAAAGACUGCACCACAACACUGAGAGACAUGAAAACUCAGUACAGCGGAAAGUAUCAUUUAAGACUGCAGUGUGAUGACCUGAAAUACAGUUUCCUUGAAUUAGUGGACAUUUCAGUCAAAGAUGAUCCUCACAGACCCACUCUGACCCCGCCCACACUGAAGGUGAAGGAGGGAACCUCAGUGAGUCUGGAGUGCUCUGCUCCAGCUACCUGUCUGUCCCUUCCUCCAAGCUUGAUUUGGACAUCUGGUCUGGGUAAAGCUCAGGAGAUACUGCAGGACAACAAGGACAAAACAAAAGUCAAAAUCUCAGUGUUGAACUUCACAGCAUCACACCUCCAUGAUGGACAGGAAAUCUCCUGCACUGCUGUCUACAGCAAACAAAAUGGCAGCACUGAGUCAUCUGUGAACACCAGUUUAACAGCUGAGAUUACAUAUUCACCCAAAGACACCACAGUGUCAGUCAGUCCCUCUGGUCCAGUACAAGACGGCAGCAUUGUGACUCUGACAUGCAGCAGCAGAGCCAACCCAGCUGUAAAGAAAUACACCUGGUACAGAGCAGAUAAAGGGGACACUUUAGUGGAGACUGGAGCUGUUUUAAACAUUACAGCUUCCAAGGAAAGUGGUCCUUUUUUCUGCCAGGCUGAAAAUGAAGUGGGAGCUGGACGAUCCCAAAACAAACAAAUUAUUAUUGAAGGUCUUGGGCAUUGUGGACCAGAUAGCAGAGUUCUUGCCUGGGUUGUUGCUGGAGUGUCUCUCACUGUAAACAUCAUCUUCAUUGUCUGCAUGGUGUUCCUUUGGAGACAAAGAAAGAAUGUGAAGCCAAAAGAAGAGGACGAUACAUACAUGAAUAUUGAUGGCAGUAACAAAUCUCCAGACUAUGAUGUCAUUCACAAACGUCACACCUGAUCCUGUGAAUGCUUACUCCCAAUACUGGCCACAGCAUCAUCUCUGUAAAUUAACUUUCCUUCUUUGAAAAUUUUCAUUGGUGCCUGUAACGGUCACCGCAACACCGGCAUAGCAACACUGUCAUCCAUACUCUCAUUUCUUUAGUUUCAUUCAUUUAUUUUGUAGUCAACCACACAAACACCUAACAUACUUGUUUUGAUAUUUAAUAAAACUAUUCAGGCUUUUGUUUUACAUUGUUUAAAUUUUAUGCACACAGUUUAUAUUCUUAUUUCUGAUGUAAUAAUGAUUAUUCCUUCCUCUUACGUUGUCUGGAUGUAGGGGGUGAGAACUUUCUUGCUGGAGCUAAAAGGCCAAGGGCAGUUCCUAUAUGAAGUAUUUACCCACUUGGAUGUUUUACCCUUUUAUUGAAUUUAUAAAUUAAUCAUAAUAUAAUUUGGCUUUUUUUUUUACAACAAAAAUACAAAAAAAAAAAACCCUCUUCAAUGUCAAAGUGAAAACAGAGUUCCACAAGGUAAUGUCAAUUAAAUAAAAAAAAAUGCCAUGCAAAAUAUUUAGAAUGCAGUAGAUGCUCCUUUCAGUGAAUCACAGCACUGAGUCUGUGUGGAUAGGUCUCAGUUACGCUUGCACAUCAGGACACUGCAGUUUUACUCCAUUCCUCUUUGCAAAACUGGUCUAACUCUGUCGGCAAUCGGGCUGAAAAGACCUUUUCAAGUCCAGCCACAAAUUCUCUACUGCAUUGAGGUCUGGGCUUUGACUCGGCUCCUCCAGAACAUUCA